This is a messenger RNA of Peniophora sp. CBMAI 1063, 1193 nucleotides long. NCBI's taxonomy places the organism in Eukaryota, Fungi, Basidiomycota, Agaricomycetes, Russulales, Peniophoraceae. The record is from the annotation of a GenBank genome assembly.
AAUCGCCCUGGGGUGCGAACGAGUUCCCGCCCUCUUCGCUGGUCGGCGACGGUAACGCCAACCACAACGCGACCGCCAUGGGCAGCAACGGAUACGCAUCCAUCCAGUCUACGGUGUACGAUCAGCACGGUCCUGGACAGUUUGCGCAGUUGCCCUUGAACAUACUUGAAGGCGGCGUCUCGCUGGAUCCCAUGUACACCGGUGGCCCGAUGGCACAGGACUCUCUCCUGUCUACGGUGCAGGGCCAGUAUGGUCCUAGUCUGUUUGCGCAUCUGCCCUUCAAUAUGUUUGAAGGCGGUGUCUCGCUGGGACCUGUUGACACUGGUGGCCCGAUGGCGCAGGACCUUUACAGCACGAACGCGCCAUAUCCUAUCGGCUCGGACGUUCCGACCGUAGACUUCACGGCACAGCUGGGCUUGUGGAAAAUGCCGCCGUUGCCGCCGCCUGCAGCGAGUAUCGACGUAAGUGUUCUGCAGGGCCUCGACAUAAACCCAGGACCGUCCAUCACCAGCGCAGGUGUGGCGCCACAAGGUGGCGUCCAUCGUCGCAAUACUCGUUCGCAGAGGCGCAACGAGCCAUACACCACAAACCAGGCUGCCGCCUCCAGCGCAGACCUGGUACUCGACAUCAUAGUAUCGACCGGCGCCGCUCCUACGGGAGGUGCCCGGUCAACCGGCGCAGGCAGAACCACGCUGUCGCGCCCCAGAACGAAGAAGAAGGCGGCGAAGUCGGGCGGCCAGGCCCAGAAGCGCGGACCGGCCCAGAAGCGCAAACCAACCAAGAAGCACAGUGGGCCCGAGGCUGAAGACCUCCGGACGUGCAAGGUCGAAGGGUGCGUGCCUAAGAAGAAGACCAAGGCGGGGAAGAACAAGGCGGGCGAGCCUAUCUUUUCUUGGAGGUUUGUGAUGCUUCGCCACAUGGCGAGCGCGCACGACCAAGCCGGUGUCAAGUGCCCUCACUGCGGAUUGCUGCUGUCGCGUGGGGACUCAUUCAAGAGGCAUUGGAAGGCGCGCCACGAAGACCCCAAUAACCGUGUUUUCCCGGAUGAAGAUGACGAGGAGGACGUUAGCCUUCCCGAUGCACCGCCUUCGGGCAUCCACAAGCGCCGCGACGACGACGACCAAGACUUCGGUGGAAACGGGGGCAUGGGAUUGGGGGAGUGGUCGAUGGGAGAGGGGAUUCACGCCUGCUAG